AUGGCGACUAAGGACGAGCUGCCGACUUUCACCAUUGGCGACUAUGUCAAGUUCUUCGGGGCUGGCGCCCUCGCAGCCACCUCGACCCAUGGCGCUGCCACGCCAAUCGAUGUCGUCAAGACGCGAAUCCAGGUCGAUGACGCGCUCAAGGGUUACAACAUGCUGCGAGCCGGAAGAACCAUUGUCGCGAAGGAAGGCGCAUCGGCGUUGUUGACUGGCUUCGGUCCUACAGCCGUCGGAUACCUCGUACAGGGUGGCGGCAAGUUCGCCGGCUAUGAGUUCUUCAAAAAGCAGUUCAUCUCGGCGGCCGGCGGGCCCAGCCAGGCGACAGAGAAGCGCACGGCCAUCUAUCUCGGCGCCAGCGCGGCAGCCGAGUUCUUCGCCGACAUCCUCCUGUGCCCCCUGGAGGCCACGCGCAUCCGUCUCGUCUCGCAGCGCGGCUACGCCAACGGGUUGACUUCUGGGUUCGCGAGACUCGCACGAGAGGAAGGAUUCAAGGGGUUCUACUCGGGCUUCGUGCCGCUGCUGUUCAAGCAGGUGCCCUACGCCGUGGGCCAGUUUUCCGUGCACGAGGCUGCUGUCGAGGCCAUCUACCGCACCAUCGGCUCGGAACGCAAGGAGAAGCUGACACACCUGCAAAACACGGGCGUUGAGUUGUCUUCUGGCAUAGUCGCUGGUGUGGCCGCCGCUGUGCUGUCUCAUCCAGCCGACACACUGCUCUCUGCCAUGAACAAAGGAGCCGGCGACCCCAAGCAGAGCGCCACGAGCCGCAUGUUUCAGCUCGCCAAGGAGUUUGGUCCGAAGAGGCUGCUGCUGACGGGACUGGGGCCGAGGGUCUUCAUGACGUGCGGCCUCGUCGCUGGCCAGUUUGUCAUUUACGCGCAGUGCAAGACGUUGGUGGGAGCCCCGGCUGGCAUCGAGAUACACAAGGAGGAAUGA
This is a messenger RNA of Verticillium alfalfae VaMs.102, 939 nucleotides long. RefSeq names its product mitochondrial phosphate carrier protein. Gene Ontology annotation, biological process: mitochondrial phosphate ion transmembrane transport. The record is from RefSeq and is a predicted model, not a curated record. The transcript is spliced from 2 exons. NCBI's taxonomy places the organism in Eukaryota, Fungi, Ascomycota, Sordariomycetes, Glomerellales, Plectosphaerellaceae. Bases 1 to 939 code for a protein of 312 amino acids. Gene Ontology annotation, cellular component: mitochondrial inner membrane. Gene Ontology annotation, molecular function: phosphate transmembrane transporter activity.